ACCUACCUACAUUCCUACAUAUCAUAUUUUAUUGUUUGAUUGUUUGUCCCUGUGCCUGUGGUUUGUCCUGUAUGCUAUAUUACUUGCUCUGUGGUUUGUGUUGUGGUUUGUGUGUUAUAUUUUGUCAACAGUGUGAUCAACAUGGAAUUUAUGAAAUUCAUUGAUUUAUAAAAAUAUGUGAUACAUAUUAUAAUAACUAUUAUACGUUUAUAUCGGUGAUAUCUAUUUCCACGGAAAAUUAUUCGCCAAAAUAUAUGUACAAUAAGACCACUUUUUAUGAAAUAAUAUUUUUAUUAAUUACCUAGUUAAAAAUUUAUGUAGGCAUUGGAAAAAAAAAAAUAAAAUUAGUAUUCAAGUACAAGAACAAGGGGCACAUUUUAAAAGCAUCAGAUCAGGAAAAUAUGGAAGAGUUAGAUGAAACAAAUGAACUAACUAAAAACGUUGAAACGAAAUACCCACUCCUAUUAUUCGAAAAACAGAUUUUUAUGGAUGUAUUUGAAAGGGAUGCCUUGCUUAUUCUUGCUAAAGGAUUGAAUUAUAAUAAUAUAAUUACAAAUAUUCUAUGGGUGUAUAAAGACCCCGCAAAUUUAGUCUUGGUAUUAAAUAGUAAUGAUCAUGAAGAGAAACAUUUUACUAAAAAAUUAAAUUUGUCUUCACUACCAAUUAAAGGAACAGAAAGAGAGAAAACAUAUCUAGAAGGUGGUAUAUACUUUGCAUCAACAAGAAUUUUAGUUUUUGACUUAUUAAAAAAUCGAAUACCUGUUCAAAAGAUUUCCGGAAUAAUUGUGUUAAGGGCCCACACUAUACUAGAGUCUUGUCAGGAAGCAUUUGUCUUAAGAUUGUAUAGACAAAAAAAUAAGACUGGUUUCAUAAAAGCAUUUUCAAACUCCCCUAUAUCAUUUACAUUUGGUUUCCAUCAAGUUGAAAAAGUGAUGAGAGCUCUAUUUGUAACAGAACUAUAUUUAUGGCCAAGGUUCCACGGCACCACAAUUAAGAGCUUAAAAGCCAGACAAGCCCAAGUUGAAGAGCUCCACAUUCCACUCACAUCUAAUAUGGCCCACAUACAAUCUUGCCUCCUGGAUAUCAUGAACUACACUGUCAAACAACUUAAAAGCAUGAAUAGAACUAUUGACAUGCAGGAAAUUACAACAGAAAACUGUUUAACAAAAAAAUUUCAUAAAAUACUACAAUCUCAAUUGGAUUGUGUGUGGCAUCAGCUUAGCACAAGAACAAAGGAAUAUAUUCAAGAUCUAAAAGUUUUACGAACUAUGAUUAUAAAUCUUAUUCAUGAUGAUGCGGUAUCAUUUUACGCAUUAGUAAGCAAAUACAGGACAGCGGAAUAUGCUCAAGUCAAUUCUGGAUGGAUACUUUUGGAUUCUGCGGAAGAUUUGUUUCGCGUCGCCAAGGGACGGGUUUACAAUAAUAAAAAUGAGUUUAAUCCAGAACCUCCCCCAAAAUGGCAAUGUUUAAGUGAUUUGCUUAUAAAUGAAAUACCAGAGGAAGUAAAAAAGAAGAAUGGUUCACUAAACAAUACAAAAGUGUUAAUACUAUGCUUAGAUAAUAAAACAUGUUGUCAAAUAAAUAAUUUUCUCACCAUGGGUGCUUAUAGAUAUCUCUUAUACAAUGCAUUUCGAAGGGAAUUGACGAUUAAUGCAGUAUCGGGGAAAUUUAAAAAUAUUAAAAAUGAUGUAGCGCUGCAAAGUGACAAAGCAAGCUUACAGACAUCAACAGAAACAAGUGAUAUUGACAACUUGAAUGAUCAGGAUAAUGCAGAUGAAUUCAAUCAAUCAAAUUAUCUGCUAACAUUGUCUCAAAUUGCCACUAGCAAUGUUGAAAAGGAAAAACUAUUAGAGACAAGUAUGUUUGAACCAAUAUCUCAGAUGGAAAACAUAAACCUCACACAAAUCGAAAAGGAAAAGCCAAUUGUAUGUAUACAGACAUUUAAACAGAAUGGUAACCACUUCUCUCUAGAAGAAACAUUAGAAUCAUUACGCCCUGAGUAUAUUAUAUUGUACCACAGUGAUAUAGCGGCUGUUAGACAAAUAGAACUGUUUGAAUGUAGAAAAGCUCCAGAGGAACCUAUUUCGAAAGUUUACUUCCUGAUACAUGAUAAAACAGUUGAGGAACAAGCAUAUCUCACAUCUUUGAGGAGAGAAAAACAAGCAUUUGAACUAUUGAUUCAAACUAAAAGUGUAAUGGUGAUACCAUCCUAUCAAGAUGGCAAGACAGAUGAAUAUUUUAAUCUUAAUGUGGAAGAAGAAGCUGCUCCUACCGAUACUAGAAAAGCAGGUGGGCAAAAUCAACAGAAAGAAAAACCAGUUAUAAUUGUUGAUAUGCGUGAAUUUCGAUCAGAUUUGCCUGCGUUACUACACCGAAAAGGGAUUAAUAUAGAACCUGUCGUUAUUACAAUUGGCGACUAUAUCCUCACACCCGACAUUUGCGUGGAACGGAAAUCGAUAUCAGAUUUGAUUGGUUCUCUCCACUCUGGUAGACUUUACACGCAAUGCACACAGAUGUGCCGCAAUUACAGCAGACCUAUAUUGCUCAUUGAGUUUGAUCAAAACAAGCCUUUCCAUUUACAGGGAAGUUUCGUUGUUUCAAAUGAUAUAUCCAGUGUUCAUAUACAACAAAAACUGCAGCUUUUAACAAUACAUUUUCCCAGACUCAAGAUUGUUUGGUCUCCAAGUCCAUAUGCAACUGUUGAACUAUUUUAUGAACUUAAGCAAGGUAGAAAAAAUCCAAAUGUAGAAGAAGCUGUAGCCCUCAGCGGGGAGAAUACAGCAGAUGACGUGUGCUAUGAGAGAUACAAUGUACUAGUUCACGAUUUCGUACAAAAACUGCCCGGAGUUACCUCCAAAAACAUCACAAGAUUAAUGAACAGAGGUGUAUCGUUAGAUCAUUUAAUAAAUUUAUCUGAGAAUCAACUAGCAGACAUUUUGGAAAAUAAAAGAGAAGCCGAAACAUUAUACUCAAUAUUACACAUUAAACCCAAACCAUCGGAUAUAAAGAAAGAAGAAAAAACAUUUGGAAGGAAGAAAAAGGAAGGUUGGAGGAAAGCCAUUUAAAAAUAAAAAAAUAGCUGUUAAAAAAUAUAGUUUGUAUAAUUUUGUAAAAAGUUAACAAUGUUAAUUAAAAUUAAAAUCAUAAUAUUUU
This is a messenger RNA of Colias croceus (clouded yellow), 3153 nucleotides long. It is a transcript of the gene mei-9, whose product is annotated as DNA repair endonuclease XPF. Bases 402 to 3065 code for a protein of 887 amino acids. The record is from RefSeq and is a predicted model, not a curated record. Lineage: Eukaryota; Metazoa; Arthropoda; Insecta; Lepidoptera; Pieridae. Gene Ontology annotation, cellular component: nucleotide-excision repair factor 1 complex. Gene Ontology annotation, molecular function: single-stranded DNA binding; damaged DNA binding; single-stranded DNA endonuclease activity. Gene Ontology annotation, biological process: double-strand break repair via homologous recombination; resolution of meiotic recombination intermediates; nucleotide-excision repair involved in interstrand cross-link repair. The transcript has 15 exons.